AUGCGGGACAAGUUCAUCGCGCUGGAUCAGGACAAAUGCGAGUUAAUAUACCAUAUUCUGCGUAGUAUCAACGCAAAGACAGUUGUUGAGGCCGGAACCAGCUUUGGCGUUAGUACGAUCUACCUCGCAUUGGCCGUCGCUGAAAACGCAAAGCGAGAGAAAAAUGCUUCGGUGUCGGUGAAGGGUCGAGUUAUUGCGACGGAGAAGGAAACGUCAAAGGCCAGCGAAGCACGUAAGAACUGGGAGCGCGCCGGGGCGGAGAUCGAGGGUGUGAUUGACCUGCGUGUUGGAGAUCUGCGUGAGACUCUGGCGACGGAGCUGGGAGUUGUCGACUUCUUGCUGCUGGAUAUCUGGACUCCCCUUGCGCUGCCUGCACUCAAGCUGGUGCAGCCGCAUCUCCGGCCCGGCUCGGUUAUCAUGGCAGACAAUACUGUCAAGGCUAAGAGCGGAUAUGAAGAGCUCUUCACCUACGUAGAUGCGCCGGGCAGUCCCUUCCGCCGAGUGACCCUUCCUUAUGAAGGCGGGCUGGAUAUGAUUGUCUACCAGUAG
This is a messenger RNA of Penicillium macrosclerotiorum, 549 nucleotides long. RefSeq names its product O-methyltransferase. The coding region runs from base 1 to 549 and encodes 182 amino acids. NCBI's taxonomy places the organism in Eukaryota, Fungi, Ascomycota, Eurotiomycetes, Eurotiales, Aspergillaceae. The transcript has 2 exons. The record is from RefSeq and is a predicted model, not a curated record. Gene Ontology annotation, molecular function: O-methyltransferase activity.